Messenger RNA from Acanthopagrus latus (yellowfin seabream), 2753 nucleotides. RefSeq names its product protein phosphatase 1, regulatory subunit 15B. Gene Ontology annotation, biological process: response to endoplasmic reticulum stress. The record is from RefSeq and is a predicted model, not a curated record. The coding region runs from base 311 to 1999 and encodes 562 amino acids. Gene Ontology annotation, molecular function: protein phosphatase regulator activity. Gene Ontology annotation, cellular component: protein phosphatase type 1 complex; endoplasmic reticulum. Lineage: Eukaryota; Metazoa; Chordata; Actinopteri; Spariformes; Sparidae. The transcript has 3 exons.
CUAUCAGCGCCGCUUUCGUCACGACGCCUGUGUCUUUUAAGAGCUGGUGUUGCAACAACGAGUCAUUCGCUUAAACUGUAACAACGACGAUAUCACAACAGAGAAACAUGGAGAAAAUACAUGAGCGCAUUUGACGAAGGAGAUCGAAAAAAAUGGCACACACUUGCCGGAAAAUGAAGCGACAGCACAUCGACGCCUAUCUGUCACUGACAAAUACGCGAAAUCUGUUUGUUUUCGACGAGGAAUAUCAGAAUACGUGAGGGGUUUUUUUGUAACAUCACCGCCACAAGCCGAGAGGAGAGAAGCAAAAAUGGCUACGAUUGUUGGUCCCGAUAAAGGUUCUGAGCGGGCGGCGAUGGAGAGGUUCGGUAGCGGAGGAAUGGCGCUUCUUCCCUGGACUAAACAGAUACUCACCGUACUGUGGGAACAGCUUCGGUUGCUGGUUCAGGUCAUUUACUACUCUUUCAUGUCAGUUUUCCAGAUGUUCAGGUUUGAGGUUCACGUAAGAAUCACGGACGAGACAGGUCAACACAUCCAGCACAUGACCACAGCAGCAAACCCAACCGAAUCUUUCCUGUUCUCCUCGUUGUUUGACGGAGACAACGGCGUGAUGGUUGGAGGUUCAAAUCCCCUCUCUAACUUCUGUGCGGAUGUCGGCGACCCCUUUGCUGGGAAAUCCACUGCUGAGGCCCUGCUGUCCAGUCUUCGUGCUGAUGAUCUGUGCUGCGGACUAGUGGAUGAUUUUGUGUCCAGAACAACUGGCAAAGAAGACGGCAUCUUUCUUGGACACCAAUCCAGUUGGAAAAUGGGGUUCCCAGGCGAAUGGAACAUCUUUGUAUCAAGUAACGACAGCUCCAGUUCAAGUGACGCCUGCCAUAAAAGUAGCGAAAGAGGCUUCAAACAGGAUAUUUCAAAAGAAAACAUUUUCAAACAGGACACUUCAGAAGAGGAGAGAAGCUCUCACUGGAGCAGCGAGGAAGACCCAAAUGUGGUAGAAUUUGACAGUGAGGAAAGUAAAGCGCUUUGGGAGUCUCUGUCAAAAUCUAGUGAUCCUUACAACCCCUUCUUUUUUUCUGCAAGCAUUUCAACAAAGACAAACAUGGGGAGAAGUAAAAGCGAAACAAGGGACAGCAGUGAUACUGACUUAAUGUCAGUGAGCAAGACCAGCGAGGAGAUGUUGGGGCCUCGAGGCCUGAAUAUCUGGGUCAGUCGCUCUGACAGCGAAAGCAGUUGGAGCAGCUGGGCCAGUUCUGAUGGUUCGAGCCCCGACAUCGACGAAGAGAGUGAAAGACUCUUGGAGUUUUUCAGCAGUCCUGACCCCUACAAUCCCAUGUGCUUUACUGCAUGUACAGUUAGCAGCACAACACCUCAAAACACCACCACACUCUCCAAACAACAGGCCCCACUUCCUGCACCUCCUUCCAAGUUGGACACAGACACAGAGGAGGAUGACGAAGAGGAGCAGCUGUGGAAAUCUCUCUGCACAACGGAUGACCCGUACCACCCUCUCAACUUCCAGGUCUGCCUCCGGAGCUCUCAAACAACAACACCCAAAUCUGGAAAAGAUCAAGACACCCUUGAUGUUCACCACACAAAAAGAUCACCUACCAAGGGCAAGAAAUGUGAAAAGGGGGCAAAAAUUCCCAGAAGAUCCAAAGUCACCAAGCCCACUCUGCCAGAGAGACAUUUAAAGAGUCACUCCCAUCCAGACAAAACCCUGGUGCCCUGGAGAAGACCAGGACACACACAAGACAAGAGGGAAAGCAAGGACAGCACCACACAGAAAAAGGUGCGCUUUUCUCCUCUGGUUCAAGUCCAUGUUAUGCGGACCUGGCCAUUUGCUCGACAGGCAUCUCGUAAAGGACACUGGGAACAAAUGGCGCGAGAUCGGGACCGCUUCAAGCGGCGGAUCCAGGAAACAGAGCAGGCCAUUGGCCACUGCUUUACCCAGCCCCACAGAGAGAGGAUGCGGGCGUAUCUGGAUGGUGCCUUCAAAUAAAAGUCCUGAACACUGAAUGUUUAAUUUCCUUUUUGGAUGAGAAAUUGUGAUUGGUUGCAAUGCAACAGUGAUUUUGAUUUAGGCCAAUUAGAAAUUUGAUGUAAGGCCAACUUCAUUGUUCGGUGUCAAGUUGAACAACCUUGUACCUCAAAAGGUUUUAUACAUUGUGUGACUGUUGCACUGACAGACACUUUCUUAUAUUAACCUCAGCAUUGAUGUGUGGAAUGUUGUUUUUGUAUGCCUUAUAUACUAAUGACCUAGUAAUGUAACUUAUUUAUGCCCUAUGGAGCUUGUCAUUUAUUUUUUACCUUUUGGUUUGGACUGUUUUUUAAGUGGUUUUAUAUGUGUGAACAAUCGACAGUGGUGAAUCUAGAAGUUAAAAGUAGAUACAGAUGCUAACAUAAGAAUGCAGAGCUUUACAGUACAAAGUGUUUUGAAAAGUUAUGUUUAAGCAUGAUGAAUACAUAAAAUGUUUUGGUGCACUUUUUAUCUUAUUGUUCAAACAUUUUAGUUCUUGAUAUUUAUGUUGUCUUGUACUUAUUUAUAACACAGAAUAGCCUUUUAGCUCUUGGCAUGAAGAUGGAUGUCUUCAUUAUUAUACUGACUGGAAAUGUUAGAACACUUUGUUCUGUGACUCACUCAGCUUCUCAUGGUACCAUCAUGUAGCCAAAAAUAUUUAAAAAAAAACAAACAUUUGUAGCAAAUUUGUCAUUAGGUGCUUUGUCAAAUCAAUAAAAUUUGUCACAAUGUGUAA